Anolis sagrei ordinatus is the source of this 927-nucleotide messenger RNA. Its product is annotated as olfactory receptor 5V1-like. Gene Ontology annotation, biological process: G protein-coupled receptor signaling pathway; detection of chemical stimulus involved in sensory perception of smell. The record is from RefSeq and is a predicted model, not a curated record. NCBI's taxonomy places the organism in Eukaryota, Metazoa, Chordata, Lepidosauria, Squamata, Anolidae. Gene Ontology annotation, molecular function: G protein-coupled receptor activity; olfactory receptor activity. Gene Ontology annotation, cellular component: plasma membrane.
AUGGAUAUAAAAAACCAGACUGAGCUGACUAAUUUCAUUCUUCUGGGCUUUUCAACUUUGGAAGACAUCAAUAUUUUAGUCUUUGUGGGGUUCCUGGCCAUUUAUUUAUUUACUGUGAUGUGGAAUGCUUUCAUUAUCUUGAUAACUAUUCUGGACCAGAGGCUGAAAACCCCUAUGUAUUUCUUUCUUGGAAACCUGUCCUUUCUUGACAUCUCCUAUACUACUACCACAGUCCCCCAGAUGCUGGGCCAUCUUCUCACAGAGAAAAAUAGCAUUUCCUACAUGGGUUGUGUGUUCCAGCUAUAUUUUUUCUUCUCCUUGUUGGGUACGGAAUGCCUUCUUCUGGCUGUCAUGGCAUUUGACCGCUAUGUUGCCAUAUGCAAUCCUCUACGCUACAUGGAAAUCAUUAGCAAAAGCACUUGCUUCCAACUGUCUUUGGUUUGCUGGGCUGGUGGUUUUCUCAACUCAGCUAUACACACAGUAUACACAUUCAGACUGCCUUUCUGUGGGAACAAUCAAAUUGAUGCUUUCUACUGUGACAUUCCACCAUUGUUAAAGCUGUCAUGUGGGGACAUAUCCCUCAACCAAAUGCUCUUGCUCUAUAUUGGCUUGCUCAUAGCUUGGGCCCCUUUUAUAAGUAUCCUUGUGUCAUAUGCUUAUAUUAUUGCUACUGUCUUAAAGAUACACUCUCCUGGAGGGAAACAAAAAGCUUUCUCCACCUGUACCUCUCAUCUCACUGUGGUUCUUUUGUACUAUGGUAGUGCCAUAUUUAGUUACUUGAAACCUAUUUCCACUGAUUCAUCAAAUAAUUCAAGGCUGAUCCCAUUGAUAUAUAGUAUCUUGACUCCAUUGUUAAACCCAGUUAUAUAUACCUUGCGCAAUCACGAUGUGAAGAAGGCUUGGCAAAAUAUGAUAUCAAAAUUUUAA